AUGGCAAAUCGCGACUACUACGGAAGCUUCCCACCGGGGCACGAUUCUUACGGGCGUGGCCGCUAUGGGGAUUACCCCCCACCAUACGAAAGCCGAUCGCGAGAUUCUAGCUACAGCAAGCGUGAUCGCCCUGAUUAUAACGGCGACCUCGUUCCUGUCCGACGAAGCUACGAAUCGGACCACGGCCCUCGACACGGCCAUCGUGAUGACGGCCAUAGCAGACGCCAUUCUCGACACCACGGGCACCAUAAAGACCACGAACACCGUUCUCAUUCUCGCAAGCACGAUCACCAUGAAACAGCUCAAGGUGCUAUCCUUGGUAUGGGCGCCGCGGAGCUUGUUCACCACCAUCGCAAAAAGAAGGGCGACGACGUGAGUCAUGGGGUAGGCCAUGUCGCUCGAACGGUUGGCGCUGGUGUUCUAGGCGCUGUUGCUCUCCGUGAAUUAUCAGACCAUCGGCGAGAUCAUUAG
Messenger RNA from Penicillium chermesinum, 471 nucleotides. RefSeq lists its product as uncharacterized. The transcript has a single exon. The record is from RefSeq and is a predicted model, not a curated record. Bases 1 to 471 code for a protein of 156 amino acids. NCBI's taxonomy places the organism in Eukaryota, Fungi, Ascomycota, Eurotiomycetes, Eurotiales, Aspergillaceae.